CCGCGAACGAGUGAGACGCGCUCGUCCGUUGUUUCUUCCUUGGGACACUGAGAAAUAAUUCUCAAGAGGUUAAUUGUGAUGAAAAUCGAUUGAACGAAAUUCGAACGAACGAUACGCGCGCGAUCACCGGAAGGACCGAUAAGAAUGGCAGCUGGUAUCCCGAGUGAUUUCGACCUCGGCGAUCGGGACGUUGGUAACCGAGCAGUCGCUCGACAUCCGAACCACGGCGACGUUUCGGUCGUUGCUCUCAGCGCUCCGGGAACAAAGCUCGCGGAUCUUGGUCAAUUUCCGGAACAAACGGAGGCCGCGGUUACUGAAAAAUUCCAUAAAUCCUCGUGCAUCAAACGCCAUUUCAUGUUCAUCAGAAAAUAUAAAUCACUCCGUCAUACAGGAAAGAAUCGAGUUAAGGAAAAUCAUUGUCAGCUCACCGGAUCCCCAAAAAGGAUUGAUCCACGACCAAGUUCAGGUAACUCCCGCUUACAUGGAGUUCAGGGACGCCAGCGAGGGUAUGAGCUUUCAAAAAAGCAUGACCAUCAGAAACAUCGGAAAAGUUCCUGCAUACGUUAAAAUUUGUCAGCCGAAUUCAAUGGCCGUUAAAAUCAAGACGCUGAAAAGGAGCGUGAUGCUCAGUCCGGGCUUGGCUCUGGUUCGAACGGUCACGUAUUCUUUCAAAAGGCCCGCUCUACUUCGCGCGACCAUCCCCAUCGAGAUAAAUCAUCAUCCGAUCGAUUAUCGCAUUAUUUGUUCGCUCAGUACCGAGUAUAUUAGCAUCAAUCCUGGCGCUGUUGAUUUUCGUAUCGUCGAUAUUGGCUGCUCUUCGAGCACCGAGAUUAUAACGAUAUCGAACGUCGGUGGCAAGAGCACGAGAUUUACCAUUGACUUGGGGAAGAAUGAUCUGGAAGUGACUGUAAAACCUCAUCGCGGAAUAGUCCGACCGCGAUCGAGCGUCAAGCUUCACGUCGAGAUGAUUGGAUUGGCUGAGGGAACUUUUUACAGCGAAUUUUGGACAUCGACGCGAAGAGCCAUCCGGCUUACGGCGUCUUCGAGAUAAAACCGGUGGAAGGUCGUUUGGAACCCUUCGAAGGAACCAUUUUUGUUAUCGAGUAAUUACCAUUCAUCAGUCCCAUUUUCGGUCUGUCGCUUUUGUUUCUCUCAUCUACUCCAACUACUGUUCAGA
Venturia canescens is the source of this 1177-nucleotide messenger RNA. RefSeq lists its product as uncharacterized. The record is from RefSeq and is a predicted model, not a curated record. Bases 482 to 1051 code for a protein of 189 amino acids. Gene Ontology annotation, biological process: cilium assembly. The transcript is spliced from 4 exons. Gene Ontology annotation, cellular component: cilium. NCBI's taxonomy places the organism in Eukaryota, Metazoa, Arthropoda, Insecta, Hymenoptera, Ichneumonidae.